AUGCUCGUACAUUUAUCAAAUACAAGUUCUUAUGUUUGCGAUUUAAAUCGUGGACCCAUCGAACCAGCUAACCGUAUGGCUUCUGCACCAGCAAGAAAAACAACUACUUUACUUGAACAAAAAGAAAGUCUUCCAAGACAAGUACGCACACCGCUUAAACUUCUCGCUCCAGGUGAAAUGCCAAUGGAUACUACAGUUACAACAACUGAUAUUAAUGCUAGUCUUCAACCUGUUUGGUAUACAGAACAAACUAUUAUCGACGAUCAUCAUGCUCAACAAGAAGAUAUUGCAUCAAUUAUUCAAGAACAACAACAACAACAACAAGAAGAAAGAAAAACAGGUCUUGCUCGUACAACAUUAUCACCAAUUCCAAGUGAAAGUCCAAUGAUUACUGAAGAUAUCGAAGAACUUCCAAAUCAACCAUCAUUAAUGCAUAAAUCAUCAACAUUUACAAUUGAAUCAUCAAUAAAUAUUGCUGAACCAUUAUUAAAUGAUUCCGAAAAAGAAAAUCUUAUUAAAGAAAAUGAAAUAAAUCAACCAUCUGAUGAUUCAUUUCGUGCACUCGAACAACUCUUAGGUCUUGGUUCAACAGGAACUGUUCGAGAAUCACCUAAAACAAAUCACGAUACAUUAUCAUUAACGGUUGUAACACCUACAGAUAUUAUUAAUACAACAAGACGAUCUUCACGUUUAAGUUAUGUACAAAAAGGUGGUUCAAGUAGUUUACCAUCAUCACAAGAGAUUCCUGUAAUGCCAACAAUUGAAAGUAUUACAUCAACAGAACCACCAUCAUUUCUUAUGGAAAAUACUACAAUGGAAGAUGAACAACCAUCAACUAUGAAUCAACAAACAACAUUUGAUAUGACUGAUAAUGAUACAAUAAAAGAUGAUAGCAAUAAUGAUGAUGAAACAAAUUUUUCAUUUGAAUUAAAUGAUUUUCCUAAUAAUUCAAAUAAUGACUCAAAUGUUCAUGUUCAACCACCACCACCACCAGCAGAACCAAUGAUAACAAUUCGUGCACCAACAUGUGCUGAUGUUGCUUAUCGAGCUUUGAUUAAACCACGAACAGGUGGAAGAGUAUCUCAACCAAUUAAAGCUGAUUCACCAUUAGCAAAAACAAAUAAAGCUCGUUCAUCAGCUCCAACAACACGCGCACUUCGUUCAAGUUGUCGUCGUAUAUCUUCUGAUUCGGCUUCAUCAAAUACAAAUAUUCAAGAACAACCAUUAUCAACAAAUCCUGAAUGUUUUAUUAAUGAUAAUAAACUUAUUGAGAUUGUUACUUUACCUGAAGAAGAUGAAAAUGAACAAGAAAAAACAAUAUCUGUUACUCUUAAUACAAGUUCAUCCAAAGAAUUAGAAGAAGAAAAUAAUACAUAUGCAUCGAUUCAAUCUGAACGAAUUGCAACACCACAAAAACCAAUUGCACCAAUUCAAUCCGAACAAAUUGCAACACCACCACAACCGAUUGCACCAAUGUUAUCACGUGAAUAUACAUACAACACACCAAAACAUCGUUCAUCUCAACGUAAUCGUUCAACAUUAAAUUCUUUCUAUGCAACACCAAAGCAAACAUCACAACAAACAACUAUACAUGAAGAAGAAAUUGACAUAUCACCAAUUACUUCAAAUUCAAUGUUACAAAUACUCUUAACAAAACCAACAGAAGAAGUUCAAUCAAAAGCACCACAAAAAACUUCAAUUGUCCCACCAUCACCUGUUCGUACUUCAAAACGAAGUACAAUGAAAAAACAAGCAAAUAAUUCACCAUCAAUUGUUUCGAAAUCAAUGUUACAAGUUCUUUUAACUCAACCAACUAACAAUGAAUCAAAUGUUGAACAAGAAAUGUCAACUAUUGAAACUUCAACACCAACUAUUAUUAAUAACGAAGUUACAAAUUCACCAUCAAUUGUUUCAAAAUCAAUGUUAGGAAUUCUUUUAACUCAACCAACAGAAGAAAUUCAACCACAAGUUACACGAAAAUCGUCAAUUAUACCAUCACCUGUUCGACUUUCAAAACGAAUUACAAUGAAACAACAACCAUCAAUUGUUUCGAAAUCAAUGUUAGAAGUUCUUUUAACAAAACCAACUGAAACUGAAACAAGUGUUAUACAAAAAACAUCAGUUUUACCAUCAUCUACACGCACUUCAAAACGAAAUACUAAAAAAGAAGAAACAAUGAAUUCAUCAUUGUUAGGAAUUCUUUUAACCAAUCCAGUAGAAGAUGAACCUGAUGUUGUACAAAAUACAUCAAUUGUACCAUCAUCUGUUGAAAUUUCAAUUCGUAAAAGUCGACGUUCAUCAUCACAUCCAACACCAAGAGUUAGCAUUAAUCCACUUCAUUCAUCAACACCAUCAGCAUCAAGAAAUAAAUCUUUACAAAUGGUUUCCAUUGGCGAACAAGAACAACUUACAACAACUGUUCCACAAGAAAUUAAUAUCGAAUUUCAAUCAGAACAACAAAAUAUUGAAAUUGUACCACUUAAUGAUACUGAACAAAGUCUUGAUCAAGCAUCAACAAUGGAAAUUGGUGUUCAAACAACUCCAAGUCUUGACGUAUCACGUCGUCGUUUUAAUAUGACUCCACAACAAAUAACACCAAUUGUUAUUGUUGAUGAACAACGAGAAAUAACACCAUUACAAUUGAAAGGCCUUACGAAUUUACAACGUAAUGUUCGUUUUCAAUUAACACCAUCAACUGAUGCACGUUUAGCUAUUAAAGAACAAUUUGAAGAGAAUUUACGUGGAUUAAAACCGGAUGUUGUUCUUAAUCCAACACCAAUUAUACCUGAACCUAAACAAAACAAAGUUAAAACUGUUAAACCAAAAAAGAAAGUUAUAACAUCAAAAAAGAAAAAAGUUACUCCAUCAAAAAAAGUCGAAUCAAAAUCAAAAUCAAUUUCAAAGAAAUCUCGUCAACCACGAAAAGAGAAAAAUAUUCAAAAACAAGAACCUAUAACAAAAACAUCUAACAAAUCUCCACGAACUAAACGUGUCAAUUCAAAAGCUAAAGAUACACCAACAAUUACCAAAGAUACAAAUACAAGAAUAAAAACAAAUGCAAUUGCUAAACGCGCUCCACCAAAACGAACAACUUCUAAAGCUACUACGAAACGAACAAUUCCUGAAGUAUCAGCUGAAUUAAUUAAUAAACGAGCUGCACCAAAACGAACAAUUACGGAAGUUCCAAAUGUUAAACCAAUUACAACAAAAUCAAAAACUAAGAAACCAACUUCACAUAAACAAGUUAGUUCGGACGUUAAAAUUGAACCAGCUGUCAUUAAACAAGCAACUCCAGAAGUGAUAAUCGAACCAACUGUUAAACAAACUUCUACUAAACGAGCAAUUUCAAAAACUAAAAAGGAACCAAUUAUCAUGAAAGAAACAAAUCCAGAAGUCAUCAUCGAACCAACUUCGACUAAACGAGCAACUUCAAAAACUAAAAAUGAACCAAGUGUUAAACGAGCUAAAACUUCUAAAUCAGUUGAAGUUAAAAUACAACCCAUCGAAGCACCAUUAAAUCUUCCAAGAACACGAGGUGGUUUAACUAACAAUAAAAAUGAUAUUGCUAAACCAAUAGCACCAACAAAAACGAGCAAACGUCGAUUACCAAGUGUAGAUAAAUCUGAAAAAUUGAAAAAGAAAGUGAAAGAAGAAACUAUUUCACCUGUUAAAAAUACUGAAAUAAACCAAGAAGCAUCGAAAAAGAUCGAAACAUUAACUGUUGCUGAACUUAAAUCUCGUUUAAAUAAACAUAAUGAAAAUAUACCAAAAAGUGCGAAAAAAGCCGAUCUUAUUGCUUUACUUAAUAAAAUUGAAACAAAUUUAAACCAAAAUCAAAAAGAAGAAAUAAAGACAGCAACUGAUAAUACAACAACAACUAAAAUAACCCGCCGACGCAAGAAUUAA
This is a messenger RNA of Adineta steineri, 3906 nucleotides long. The record is from the annotation of a GenBank genome assembly. Lineage: Eukaryota; Metazoa; Rotifera; Eurotatoria; Adinetida; Adinetidae.